Pipra filicauda (Wire-tailed manakin) is the source of this 1616-nucleotide messenger RNA. RefSeq names its product abhydrolase domain containing 10, depalmitoylase (gene ABHD10). NCBI's taxonomy places the organism in Eukaryota, Metazoa, Chordata, Aves, Passeriformes, Pipridae. Gene Ontology annotation, biological process: protein depalmitoylation. Bases 1 to 882 code for a protein of 293 amino acids. The transcript has 5 exons. The record is from RefSeq and is a predicted model, not a curated record. Gene Ontology annotation, cellular component: mitochondrion. Gene Ontology annotation, molecular function: hydrolase activity, hydrolyzing O-glycosyl compounds; palmitoyl-(protein) hydrolase activity.
AUGGCGGCCAUGGCGGGAGCGCUGCGGGCCCUGGUGCGGGGCGGCCGCGGUGCCUCGGCCAUGGGGGUGUCGCUGUCACCGCCGAGCGCGGCCCGGGGGCUCCCGGUUUGCAGGCUGAAGUCAUCAGUCAGCUUUCUUACUCGACCUGAUCGACCCAACCUUGCUUAUCAUAAAGUAAAAGGCAGGAGUCCAGGGGUUAUUUUCCUUCCAGGCUAUAAUUCAAAUAUGAAUGGUGAAAAAGCAACUGCCCUUGAAGACUUUUGCAAAUCACUAGGUCAUUCCUUCAUCAGAUUUGAUUAUACAGGAUGUGGAAGUUCAGAUGGUAUCUUUGAGGAGUGUACAGUUGGGAAGUGGAGAAAAGAUGUCCUGUCUGUACUGGAUGAACUUACAGAUGGACCACAGAUUCUGGUGGGUUCCAGCAUGGGUGGAUGGCUGAUGCUUCAUGCUGCAAUAGCACGCCCAGAUAAAGUAGCUGCUCUGGUUGGAGUAGCUGUAGCAGCAGACCACCUUGUAACAAGUUUCAAGAGGCUUCCCAUUGAGGCACAAAAGGAAAUAGAAGAAAAAGGUGAAUGGAAGUUUCCAACAAAGCAUAAUGAGGAAGGAUAUUACUCCUUGACAUAUGACUUUAUCAAAGAAGCAGAAAACCACUGUGUGCUGAAUAGUCCUAUUCCUAUAACAUGUCCCUUACGACUUAUUCAUGGCAUGAAGGAUGGUGAUGUCCCUUGGCAGAUCUCUAUGCAAGUUGCCGAUCGCGUGUUGAGCAAAGACGUGGAUGUUAUCCUGCGCAAAAUUGGCCAACACCGCAUGAGUGAGAAGGAGGACACGAAACUCCUUGUGAAUACUGUUGAUGAUUUAAUUGACAAGCUGUCAACACUAGCAUAAGCUGCAGAGUAGCACUAGUGCAUGAACUCUACACCUGACUCUUUUCCUUGAGUAGCAGAAGCCCUGUUCUUAACCAGAUGAUGGCAGGCCUGUGACUAUCACAGUAGGAACUGAGCUUUAUCUGCUGUUUUCUUACCUCUGUAUUGUAAAUACAGGUAUUGUAUUAUUGCUGCAUUUGCACACAGUCCAAAAUGUAAAGGAGUGCUGCUCUUUUGUUCAGAACCUCUCCUUCAGCACUUAAACCUUUUUUUUUUCCACAGAUUUCCUACAAUUUUGUACUGAAAUGUUGAUUAAUUUUUGUUACUAUUGGCCUGUACAGUAAAACUUUAUUUUCACAUCUUUGAAACCUUUUAGUAUUGUCCUUCUGCUGUAACAGUAUUGUAUCUUAUGUCUGAAACCAUCUGUGCAAGGCAAAAUACAACUUGUUUACUGAAGUUAAUUAUUAGAAAUAGUGAAUACCAUGAAGCACAAUAAACAGAUUUCAGAUAAAUGAUUAUUUUGUUCUUAAGUACUGUUAAAAUUAAAAAGUGGAAGGCAGACUCUGAUGGCAUGCUUGGGGUGCUACGUAAGAAAGAAUUUAACUUCUAAGAAUACAGGGCCUCAAAAUUUUAAGACUUCUCUUAUCUAUUGUUAUCAGGAGGGUAUAUGUUGUCUUUUCCAGGCUGCCUGUUUGUAAUAGUUCAUUGUGGGCCUCCUGUUAAGGGAGCAAUAUAUAAUCUUGGUGUGAACUGAAA